Molecule: messenger RNA, 883 nt
Organism: Aspergillus homomorphus CBS 101889
Lineage: Eukaryota; Fungi; Ascomycota; Eurotiomycetes; Eurotiales; Aspergillaceae
Exons: 3
Coding region: 41-883 (280 amino acids)
Source: RefSeq, a predicted model, not a curated record
CUCCUUUUAUUCUGACUCCGCCACAUUUCUUGACUGUAAAAUGAGUCGGCUUCCACAGAAACAAGUCCUACCCUCUACUCGCGCACGAUGGGAAAAAGAUAUCGGCGUAAGGAAGUUGCAUGGGAAAACUAGUCAUGGAACAGAGUUGGCCUCCAGAUCAGAGAUUAGCUACAACCAAUUCUUACUCCUAUGCGUUCUUUGGGUGAAGGGGGACAAAGACUCUCUAUUACUCCCAGAGAGAAUCAAACGCCUGAUUCCCGAUGCAAAGAAGAUGCUGAAGAACUACCAAGCAUGGCAAUUAUACUGCGAGAGCUUCAGCAAGCCCACAAAGUCCCAAGGUGAUUUUACUACUGCUCGCUAUUUCCAGAAGGUGGCUGCAAACACCGCAGGAACCACAGGGCCGCACAGCUUUGAUACACCAAUCGCACACCGUACCCGCAAUCAAUGCAAGGAACAACAGGCCUUGGACAUCUCAAGACUUCGACUGGCACCCCCAGAGACUCCAACGAGGAAGACAAGAAAGCCGCCACAGACACCCGUGAUGUCAACUUCGGACGACGACGCGAGUGCAAUUAUAGAUGAUGAUGGUGGUGAUGGUGACGGUGAUGGAGAAGAGGAGGAGGAGGAAGAGGAGGAGGAGGAAGAGGAGGACGAGGACGAGGAGGCUUCUCCCUUCGUAUCUAUCACCCCGGCCGCCCAAGUCCCGGAGGUUACUGCCACUUUCGGAGAGUCUUGUUUCGUAGCCCGGACGGACGGAUACUUGGAUUAUGGCGAAGAGAAUGCCUAUGCUUUAGUUGAGGUUAAGCCUGUGAUGCAAGAAAGCGCCCAAAUGGUCGGAUGGCUAUUGAACAAUAAUGGGGGGAGUAUGAGCGACAAACUGUAA